AUGAGACCGACGAGCCCGUCUCAAGCCAGUAUCGUUGAUGACGUGGCGCAAGGAGUCGGUUUACCGGCGAUUUUGACUGCUGAGACGACGAAGCUGAUUCAUCGGGACGUCGCGACGAGCAAGAGGAUGCAAAGCAAUUCAGUCCUGUACUGGGAGAAAUCUCUCAUGAUUCAGAAAAAGGAAGUUGAGCGGGUUAAGAGCCCGCUAUACAGUACAGGCCCCGUUGAUGGAGAUAUCAGUUAUUGGAAGGCUCUGCUUUUUGGACCCGCAGGAUCUCCGUACGAGAACAGAGUUUUCCUAAUUGACAUGCACUUUCCUCCCCUUUACCCGUUCAAGCCACCAAAGGUCUUCUUCAGUACAAAGGUCUUUCACCCCAACGUAGGAGAUCGUGGAGAUAUCUUCCUACGGAUGCUCAGUACCGACUAUUACUCGCCCAGUAGCACCAUCCAUAAGGUUCUCACAAAAAUUCAUGAGAUGCUGAGCAACCCAGCAUUGGGUGAGGGAUAG
This is a messenger RNA of Eutrema salsugineum, 507 nucleotides long. Its product is annotated as ubiquitin-conjugating enzyme E2 8. The transcript is spliced from 4 exons. Bases 1 to 507 code for a protein of 168 amino acids. NCBI's taxonomy places the organism in Eukaryota, Viridiplantae, Streptophyta, Magnoliopsida, Brassicales, Brassicaceae. The record is from RefSeq and is a predicted model, not a curated record.